Messenger RNA from Oryza brachyantha (malo sina), 2568 nucleotides. RefSeq names its product metallophosphoesterase 1-like. The record is from RefSeq and is a predicted model, not a curated record. Lineage: Eukaryota; Viridiplantae; Streptophyta; Magnoliopsida; Poales; Poaceae. Gene Ontology annotation, biological process: GPI anchor biosynthetic process. The coding region runs from base 76 to 1209 and encodes 377 amino acids. The transcript has 6 exons.
UGGCGAAAGUCCAACGCGAACCUUAACCUCGGCCCCUUCUCCCGUUCACUCGUGGGCGGCUCGUUCUCGCCGGCGAUGGCGGUGUGGCCGAGCCCGUGGCUGCCUCUCCUCCUCCUCGCCGCGAUGCUCGCCUUCGAGGACUGGCUCGCCACGCCCACCUGCUCCGGCGGCUUGACCACCCCCGCCCCCACCCCCGCCCCCGCCCCCGGCGACCUGAGGGUCAUGAUGGUUUCCGACCUGAUGCUCCCCGGGUCGGACGCCACCUACGCCGACCGCUUAUUCCGGAACCACGUCAUGUCCAAGCUAUUCGCUAAAUCUAUUGGAACACUUAAGCCAGACAUGAUUGUAGUUCUUGGGGACAUCUCGGCAAAAGGUUUUGAGCUGGCGGAAAGCAAAUGGAUAGAUGUUCUUGAACAGUUCGAGGGGAUAUUGGGGGAAUACUCUAUCCUUCCUCUUCAUAUUACCUUAGGUGAUAAAGAUGUAGGAGGAUGUGCCAAUUUGGAUGACAGUUUUGUCCACCAUGUGACUAAGCAUUUACCAGGAUUGGAUUCAAGUGGCUGUGGUACUUUUGAAAUUGGUAAUGUCAGUUUUGUGUCACUUAAUGCAGUUUCCCUGCUUUGUGGAAACAAUCCCCUGCGGUUCAGCGUUGAGAAGGUUAUAGAGAGGGAAAACAAUCAUUUUCAACAGAAAAUGGUUAAUGAAGCAGGACAUUUUUCUUUGGGGAGUACAAAAAGAGAGGAUUGUAACUGGAGACCAAACAACAUGGAAUCAGGGUCAGGCCCUGUAGUUUUGCUCCACUUUCCACUAUAUAAGUCACAGGAGCCUGAUAACCCUGAUGGAGAAGCCAUUGGGGUUGUCAAAUUUUCAGAAAGCGGAGCUGAUGGGAAGAGGUCAUAUAAUCAAUUACAUGCCCUCCCUGCAAAUUCAACUCAAUACAUUCUUCAAGCGCUUAAACCAAGGAUUGUAUUUAGUGCCCAUGAUGGUAGCUUCUCAGAUUAUACUCAUGAUGAUGGCACACGGGAGGUAAUAGUGCCAGCUGUGACAUGGAAAAUCACUGGAAUUCCUGGUUUUGUCAUUGCUACGUUUGGAAGGGAAGGAAUCAUGACUGUGAGGCAUUGUUUGAUAGUUCCAGAAUGGUAUGUGAUGGCAGGAUAUUCAAUAUUCUUGUUCCUAACUGCCCUGGUGGUAAGAUUGUCGCAUUGGAUGUGAAAUGGAAUGUCAAAAUUUUGUUUCCAAGGCCACUCCAAGUUCAUAGUUUAAAAACUGAGGAUGAUGUUGGUCUCAAGCUCUUAUCUGACAAUGAACUGGGACCCUUGAUCUGUGUCAUGCUAUCAACUGCUUUGCGCAAGGUAAUGCAGGAAGUAUAGUAUCUCGCCGGGUUGUGCUCUGAGAUCUUGAUGUCAAGUCUCCAAGCUAAAUCUGUGGACCAGCCAUAGAUGACAACCAUCAACUGUUCAGCUAUAUAAAUUACUGCCUGCUUGCCCAGAGAAACCCCUACAUUGAAGGGAGUAAAAACACAGUUGAUAUGGAGUACUAAGAGCAAGUGCUUCUUGUUGCAAAUGAAUUCUGGAACCAUGAGAUGCUUGGGGUUGAGCGCUCUUCUGCUCUCCUGGGCACCAAGGCAGCUUCUCCAACUAUUCUGCAUCUGGAUAACAUCAGUUCUGUUGACACAUUUGCAUGAACAUAUAAUGCCACCUGGAUGCCCAUCUGUGCUGUAGGGUCUGUGGCAUUGUCAACAAAUCUGAUUGCUGCGCCUAGAUUUGACAACGAAAGGAAGGUAUUCUUCAAGUGCUGCUCCACAGAUUCUCCCUAGAGAUCCAUUCCAAGAUCGAUGGAUGUAUGGGUAGUAUGUGCAGCUGUAAGUUAGACAUAUGUGCUUGUCGUUUCAUCUCAUGUCAUUUCCUGGUGGCGAUGAUUGACGGUCGAUGUGCUCUUUCUGGCCUACAUUUGCAUCAUUUGAGUGAUGCUGACACAGGAUCUAUUUGUAAUGUCUUUAGCCUGCGUUUAAACAACCCUUGUUUAGGCGAACUAGUCGGAGCCCAGGACAGCGAUGGAGUGUUAAGUUGGUGAUCUCUGCAGUCUUCAUGCUGUACUUUAUGCAAUGAAUGGUAUAAUGUAACAAUGAAAUGUGGGACAGCUGCCAUGCAUUGCUUGGUCAAGAAUAGAAAGAAUAGGAGAGAGGAAUAGAAUGCGAUUGAUGGACAAAUAUAUGAUAGAAUUGUAUUGAUCCUUUGUAGGCUUGUGUAUAUAUGGAACAUGAUGCCUCGGAGAUCAAGUCAAAUCUAUUAGAAGAUGCUAAAUUAUAGUACUUCAACAGAUCGUGAUCGAUACUAUAUCGAGGAAGAGGUCGACACAAUCUCAGCCGUUGAAAGAUGAAGCUCCACACUGUUGUAUAAAAAGAAAAGAGACAAUUGCAUUCUUAUCUUUAUUUUCAAUUCCAAUUAUGAUUUUACUCAUUUUUUUCAACUUUCUGAUAUUGCCUUUUUUUCUUUCAAACUGAAGCUUAUGCUUGUCCCUGUUUCAUGAAGUCCUCUUAACAGUGUUACAGAUAUGUAUGUCAUUUGUAUA